Messenger RNA from Cryptomeria japonica (Japanese cedar), 2391 nucleotides. Its product is annotated as receptor-like protein EIX2. Lineage: Eukaryota; Viridiplantae; Streptophyta; Pinopsida; Cupressales; Cupressaceae. Gene Ontology annotation, cellular component: plasma membrane. The coding region runs from base 1 to 2391 and encodes 796 amino acids. The record is from RefSeq and is a predicted model, not a curated record. Gene Ontology annotation, molecular function: protein binding. The transcript has a single exon.
AUGAUGAUAAUGCUGCACUUUCAUUUCUCAUUCGUUAACGCCUGCCGAGAUGAUGAAAGAAAUUACCUUCUCGACUUUAGGAGUGGCCUCAUUGAUUACUCUGGCCGAUUAAACUCGUGGCAGCAAUUCAACUGUUGUCAAUGGCAGGGUGUCAUCUGUGAGUACAAUUCCGGUCAUGUUGUUUCCCUCAACCUCAAAUUCCGCUGUGAUUUCUCAGAGGAAUGCUGGGAGGGGGGAUAUUCACGUCCUCUGCGUGGGACGAUCCAUCCGUCGCUGUUCAACCUGCAGCAUCUCCAAUAUUUGGAUUUGAGCUUGAAUCACUUCAAUCGUACUGCCAUACCUCCUCAGUUGGCAAAACUCCAAAAGCUUACUUUCCUUAGCUUGGCACAUGUUGGAUUCGGAGGGGAGAUCUUUGUAGCACUGAGUAAUAUUACAACCUUGCGCCAUCUGGAUUUGAGCGUGAAUGACUUCGAUGGUACUCCUAAGUUGGCAAAACUACAGAAGCUUACUCUCCUUAGCUUGGCAUAUUCUGGACUUGGAGCUGAGGUUCUUCUGGAAUUGGGUAACUUGACAAACUUGCGCCACCUUGAUUUGAGCGGCAAUGAUUUCAGUGGUACUCCCAUACCACCUCAAUUGGCGAAACUUCAGAGGCUUACUUUUCUUAACAUGGCACGUGCUGAAUUUGGAGGUGAGAUUCCUCUAGAAUUGGGUAACAUUACAACCUUGCGCUACCUGGAUCUCUCAACAGACUCAGAAUAUCACUUGGAGAAUAUGAGGUUUGCAGGAUGGAUCAGAAAUCUGAGAAGCUUGGAAUACCUGGAUAUGUCUUUUGUGAAUCUGUCAGUGGCAUCUCGGGAUUGGGGUAACGCCCUUAGCAGCCUCUCUAAUCUUACGGAGAUUCACUUCGGUUAUUGUGGACUUUCAGGUACAAUACCUUCUCUCCUAAACCUCACUUACUUAUCUAAUCUUGCUCUUAAAAACAAUCCAUUUUAUUCCCCAUUGCCAGCCUGGUUUCAGAAUGUCUCGUCCUUGAUUUCCCUUGAUCUCUCUAGUGGUGGUCUCAAUGGUUCCAUUCCUUCAAAUUUCCUGAGCCGUUCUGGCCUGAGAAAUCUUGACUUGUCAUAUAACCACCAUCUAGGAGGACUGAUUCCUCACUCCAUUGCAAAUUUUUCAAUGCUUGAAAUGUUGGACCUCUCAUACAAUAAUUUAACAGGGUAUUUGCCACCGUUUGGGUCCUUCGUUGGUAGGCUUUCUUCUCUCGCACAUUUAGACCUCAGUAACAACCAAUUGUCUGGAACAAUUCCAGAUACCAUUUCAAAGCUCGUCCGAUUAGAAAGGUUGAUACUCAACUCUAACAAUUUAACUGGCAGCAUUUCUUCUUACGUAUUGGAAACACCACACCUCAAAGAAGUGGACUUUUCUGAAAAUCAUCUUACACUUAAUAUCUCUUUAAGUUGGAUUCCGCAAUUCGCCCAACUGGAGUACCUGGGAUUAAGGUCUUGUAACCUUCAAGGGGAGAUUCCGUCUUUCUUGUCUACUCAUUUCUCAUUAACAGAUUUGGAUCUGUCAGAUAACAACUUUGUGGGAAAUAUCCCCACUUGGUUGUGGGAGCUUCCCAGUCUUCAAGUGCUCAAUCUUUCACAUAACCGUCUGGAAGGUUCUCUGCCUCCUGUUCUUUCGAAGUCUCUAUAUGUUGUAGACUUGCAUAACAAUAGCUUGCAUGGGUAUGUUCCAGAUUGUCCUCUAUGGCAUUUAGACUUGUCAGAGAAUAUGUUCAAUGGUUCUAUUCCACGCUCUCUAUGCUCUGCCGAUAAGGGAAUGAUAUUUUUGGACUUGUCAAAGAACAGGCUAAGUGAUGCCAUUCCAACGAAUCUGGUAAGAUGUUUUGAACUGCUAAUUUUGAAUUUGGCUCAAAAUUAUUUGGAAGGUGAGAUGCCAGAAGAGCUAGGAAAUCUUACUCUACUUCAGACACUAAAUCUUGGUCAAAACAGUUUGCAAGGUGUUAUCCCUCCUUCUAUUGUAAAUUGUACACAACUCCGAGUAUUUGACAUAGGAAAAAAUAGAAUUCAGGGGAGCAUACCAGUUUGGAUUGGAGAGCUGGCAGAGUUACGAAUUCUCAGCUUGGCUUUUAAUAGGUUUCAAGGGACUUUUCCAACGGAGUUGCUCAGGCUCAUGAAUCUUCAGAUUCUAGAUUUAUCUCAUAAUAAUUUAUCAGGACUUAUUCCUGAGAAUUUGAGGAAGUUGAAUGCCAUGGCGAAUCAGACACAGAGUGACAAAAUAGAGAUGAGCUGGAAUAAGACAAACUAUGGAUUUGACGCUGGUCCCAGUUUCCAUAUAAUGUUUGUGAAUCAAUUAACACUCUGGAUUAAAGGACAAGCAACUUUAUCCUAA